AUGCAGCUAGACUCCGUCACCUAUGAUCCAGAUGAGGUUCUUUCACCAGGCACUCCUCAGAUGAAAGCAGUGCAUCCAAAGCUCGAACUCACCGAGAGCCCUCCCCCGGAAAUACCAAGCGCUCAAGUCAGUUUCAGCCCUCCUCCUCUCGACGGAUUUCCCAAGUCUAAUCGCCCAAAGAUCCGGCCCGUCUCUGGUGAUGCUGUCCUUGUCGCCUACCUCGGCGGCGGCAGUCACCCUGAGAUAGCCCAAGCUGCUAGCCACCAGGCAUUGCCUGGCGCAGACGAGGGCUCCUUUGAGUUCUCUGAUGGUGAAGAUGACGCCUCUCAAAAGAGUCCAUCGCGAGACGCCAAACUCCCGGAAGCCGACAUUAUCCAGCGGCCGGAUGGCGCCGCUACGGCCCUGCGGGCCGUUGCCGCCGAUGCUUUAGCUGCGGGUGGCCACCUCUCCGGGGAAGAUAAGCCCAGUGUUGAUCUCAUGUUGUCGCCCUUGCCCCCUUUGCAAAUAGACUCACCCAAGUAUGAUGGUGUGAAUGGCCCGAGCCUACCUUCAAUACGAACGACUCUGGGUGACAUUAACAACCUCCCGACGGACAUGCCAACGCCAAACGACCACAGAGACUUACCAGGACGUCACACCGGCGAUGCGCGAACCUUUUCUCGCUCCCCAACCGUAGGUGUCCCACGCUUCUCGUCAAUGUCAACUGGCAGUCGUGCGUCGCAUCCAAUUUCUCCCAGCGAAUCGUAUCAACGCAGCUUCCCAUCUCCCAACUCCCUUCCCGCCUCCAGCCCUGACAACUUCGCGACCAAUGGAUCAAUGCAUCGCUCUCCCGCCGAGUAUCAAAAUAAUAACGCCUCCAGCAAUGCCCACCAACCAGGCUACACCAUCACAUCGCCUGUCAACAUAGCCUCUGUAGCGGAUCGCAUGAGCAUCGACGGAAUAACUAACCCUCAGGUUGGAAGCUACAGCUGCACAUAUCCCGGGUGCACUGCUCCGCCGUUCCAAACUCAAUAUCUUCUCAAUUCUCACGCUAAUGUGCAUUCUUCAGUCCGUCCUCACUACUGCCCCGUGCAAGGUUGUCCUCGUGCUGAAGGGGGGAAAGGAUUCAAGCGGAAGAAUGAGAUGAUUCGGCAUGGUCUGGUCCACGACUCUCCUGGAUAUGUCUGCCCCUUUUGCGCAGACAGAGAACACAAAUAUCCCCGGCCGGACAAUCUCCAGAGACACGUUCGCGUUCAUCAUAUUGAUAAAAACAAGGACGACCCCCUGCUGAGGGAUGUAUUAGCACAACGUCCAGACGGUCCAAGCAGAGGCCGACGAAGAAGGGCACAAGCCUAG
This is a messenger RNA of Trichoderma harzianum CBS 226.95, 1335 nucleotides long. RefSeq lists its product as hypothetical. Gene Ontology annotation, cellular component: nucleus. NCBI's taxonomy places the organism in Eukaryota, Fungi, Ascomycota, Sordariomycetes, Hypocreales, Hypocreaceae. Gene Ontology annotation, biological process: regulation of transcription by RNA polymerase II. The record is from RefSeq and is a predicted model, not a curated record. The transcript is spliced from 3 exons. Bases 1 to 1335 code for a protein of 444 amino acids.